AUGCGCAUGAUAAAAAUGCUUGCUCGACGUGUGUACUCUACAAAAGACAGUAAUGAUCCGCUGAAUGCAGAAAUUGACGACGAUAUCUAUAUUGAUACUAAAGAGUUGUGCAAAAGAAUAGCGUAUGAGCUGAAACAACAUUCCAUCCCUCAGGCUAUCUUCGCUGAACGAAUUCUGUGCAGGAGUCAGGGAACGUUAUCAGACUUGCUACGAAAUCCCAAACCUUGGAAUAAAUUGAAAUCUGGUCGUGAGACAUUCCGACGCAUGUUCAAUUGGGUACAGCAGCCACUCGCAAUGCGACUAGGAAUUCUGGAUAUGUGCAAACAAGGUAAGACGUCAGCCAAUGUUUAA
Messenger RNA from Cylicostephanus goldi, 351 nucleotides. Lineage: Eukaryota; Metazoa; Nematoda; Chromadorea; Rhabditida; Strongylidae. The record is from the annotation of a GenBank genome assembly.